Messenger RNA from Lethenteron reissneri (Far Eastern brook lamprey), 5395 nucleotides. RefSeq names its product forkhead associated phosphopeptide binding domain 1 (gene FHAD1). The record is from RefSeq and is a predicted model, not a curated record. NCBI's taxonomy places the organism in Eukaryota, Metazoa, Chordata, Hyperoartia, Petromyzontiformes, Petromyzontidae. Gene Ontology annotation, molecular function: protein binding.
AGCGCGACGGUCGCCAUGGAGACGCGUGGCGCCGUCUCCAUUGCAGCAGCAGCAGCGGCAGCACGGGGUGCUCGAGGAGAGAUGAAGGCGUAUCUGAAGGGAGCAAAUGGGAUGCUGCCUCUCUCGCAGAAGCCCAUCGGAGUGGGCAGUGGUGCUGACUGCCAGCUCCACAUACAGGGCUGCGACGACACAGAGGAUCGCCAUGCUCUGCUGAGGUUCAGCGCGGCAGAUGGCUGCUUCGUUCUGCAAGACCUCAACUCCGCCAACGGGACGUACGUGAACGGCUGCCGUGUGCAGAACGCCACUGUGCGCCUGGCUCCCGGAGACACCAUCCGCUUCGGGGGCUCCCCUCACUCCUACUCCCUGGAAGUCCCUGCAGAGCCACAGGUGUGUUGCCCUCCAGUGGGCCACAAGCAAGCCUGGUCUGGGCCCAUUACUGUGCUGCAGGAGGCUCCAAGUAGUCCUGUGACUCACCCUCCUCUACCAGUACUCGGCAGUCCUGCAGCUAAUAGUGCCGACACCAGAAGCAACCCCUGGUCUCAGUGGAAUCGUGGAUCAGGAAUUCCUCACCCACCACAGAAGCCUCGACCCCACAGCGCAGGCAGCCGGAGGCUAAGCUCCUCCAUCCACAGCCCGACGGCUACUGCGCCAGAGGACAACUGGAGCCACUGUGACGGAUACAGCCGAGUAAACGGCGAUCCCGUCGCCAUCCAGUGCAGCUCGGAGGCACUUUUGCAACAGAAGGAGCAGCAGCUGCUAAAGCUGGGAGAUGAGGUGAAGCGCCUGCUUGUGUUUGAGGCUGAGUCAAAGCGUAAAGAUUUGGUCAUCUCGACCCUGAGGGAUGAGACGGGGGCACUGAGACAGCAGCUGACACAGAAAGAGUUGUGGGCAGCUGAAAGGGAUGGCACGCGACCGGCCCUGGAGAGAGAGCUCCACAACAGGACGCAGGAGGUCAGAGUCCUGCGGGAGCAGCUGAACAGGCUUGAGGUGGGCUCUAGCGAGGUGCUGAAUCACACGGCGAGAGAACGCGAUGUGGACGUUGCUCAUCUGAAGACUGAGCUGGACAAGGCUUGCAGAGACCUGGCACUGGCCAAAGGGCUCGUGACGAGCCUGCAGCGCGAGGCGUCGCAGCGUGAAGAGCAGCUGAGGAGGCUGCACGCCGAUCUGCUGAGCACGCAGAGGGAGCUCCGUGAGAGGGAGCAACAGCAGCAGCCACUGGCUUCCACAUCUGGCAAGUCUCUCAUACAGAAGGAAACGCAGAGACUGGAAGAAGCGCUCGCAGCCAGAGAGGAAGAGGUGGAGUCGCACAAACACGCCAUCAGAAAAGUGGAGUUGCGGCUGAGGGACAUGGAAGUGGAGGUUGAAAACCUCAAACGGGAGAAGGAGGACGUUGCCAAGUGUCUCUCGCAGGAGAAGCAGACACUUGAACGUGUGCAGGAGGAGGGAGAGAGGCUUGGAUUGCAAGCGCAGGAGGCCUCGCGGAGAGAGCGACUGGCUACCACCCGGCACCAGGAAGCUCAGCACACGCUGGCCGAGUUGCGUGCGGUGCUCGUGCGGCUUUUGCCCUCGGUUUCGAACACAGAGCUCCCACCUGAGCCGGCCAUCAACCAGGUGGAGCAGCAGCUUAGUCGGAUCGUGGCGCGAGUGGCGGAGCUCGAGGUUGCGCGGGGUGGCGCAGCAGAGGAAGAAGAGAUGUGGCGGGCACACUGUGCCAACCUGCAGCAGGCCCUCGUGUCUAUCCAGGCUGCAGCGGAAGGUGGCGCCGGCGCCGAUAACAGCGAUGGCCCCCUGGGCACGAGCAUGUGGGAGCUGCAGGCGCUGUCUGUAGAGGGGCCUGCCGCCUCGCUGCGGGAUGCCCUGUGCACACUAGUGGGCGGCCUGGUGUCGUGGCAAGGGCACGUGCUCUCUGCCCUCACUGACGCCGGAGUUCGUGCUGAGGAUUCACGCACGCCUGAUGGAAUAGCAGCUUGCAUACGAACAUUACACCAACAGUGCCAGGAGACUACAAAUCAUUGUAACACCAUCCAGCUGGAACUGGCGGCACUGCAGGAGAAGCACGAGGAAGAGGCGCGGACUCGAGAAGAAGAGAAGGAGCAGAGCGAGCGAGAGCGGCAGGAGCUGGAGAGAGCGCACGAGCAAGAGCGGGAGGGACGGCUGCAGCGGGAGAUUGAGCAGAGACUGCAGCAUGACGUAGAGGGCAUCAGGGACCAGGCUCGGCUUGAGAUCCAGCAGAGAGAGGAGGCUGCGACUGCCUGCCAGAAUCGCACCCAGGAGGCAGAGGCUGAGCUCACGCAGCUCCGGACGGCGAUGGAGGACAAGGAGCGUGCUGUGGCGGAUCUGCAGGCCGCACUGGACCAGGCUGCACGGAAUGCAGAGCAGCUCAAGGCCGAUGCCGAGCGGAGCCGCGAGGAGGAGGUGCGAAUGGCGCGCGAGGACGAGCGGAGGUCGCGGGACACUGAGGUGGCGGGGUUCCGUGAGCAGGCGUCUCAGCACGCGCUCACCAUCGUCUCCCUGGAGGGGAGGCUCUCCGCCCUGCUCGCCCAGAGCGCUCACGACUCCCGGAGCGCUCACGGCGCCCGGCGAGCCCCAGCCAGCGGGGGCAGGCGCCCAUCAGGGCAAGGGGAGUCCCCGAAGUCUGGCAGGCCUGGAGUGGGGUUCACCGAGACGGACGGCGAGCCCACCGAGAUAAUACCUGCAGCAGCAUCGUGUGGCGGGCGCUCCUGCUCACAGCUCCGGCGUGAUCUGACAGAGGUGCGCGCCUUGGCCCAAUCGCACCAUGACGAGGUGCAGUGCUUGAAGAGGAAGCUCGCCACUGCCCUCGGCCGCCUCUCAGACGUUGCUGGUGAACUCAGCGAAGGGCAAAAGGUGGCGGUGGAGCACGGGCGCGCCCAGCUGCGGGAAGCACACGUGGAACACGAGCGUCUGCAGUGCCACGUGACGCAGCUGUCCCGCCUAACGCACAAGCAGACCCGGCAGCUGCAGCAGGCCAACGAGCAGCUCCGGGAAUAUGGAGACAGGUUUACGGAGCAACAGAGAGAGCUGAACGACAAGAGGGCGGAGUUGGAGAACUUGCAGGCCGAGAUAUCCCAGAUGAAGGCAAGCACGUCCACCCGGCUUGCCCUGCAGCGCCAGCAGGCGGGCGAGGAGAGCGAUGCGGCGGAGCGGGCAGCUCGCUGCGAGGGUCACCGCCACGACGAGGUCAUUCAGCGGCAGAAAGAGGCACUUGUGGAGCUGAGGGCCCGGCUCAAGGCCAUGGAGAAACUGCGGCCUGAGUUGACCGUGAGCACCAGUAAAUCAGUGCUUCAGCAGGAGUUUGCCCAAGAAGUGAAGCGUCAAGAGGAGUUCCUCGCAUUACUACCUGCAGGGGAAGCCGAUGCAGAGAGUCAUCUCUCGGCAGUGAUGGCAGAGGCUGCUAUGGAGCGCAUGGCUCGACUGGAGACCAUCGAGAGCCUGGAGCUCAGCGAGAGAAGCUACCUGGAUCUGGCCCAGGCCUUGGCCGAGCUGCUGCAGACGCCGGAGUUGCCUGGCUCCCGUCCCCUGGCGGUGACGCCGAGGGAGGGGAGGGUGGCGUUGAGCGAGAGGCGGCAUGAGGAUCGAGCGUCGCUGCUGGCGUCAGUGCGCGCGCUUCGCUCACAGCUGCAGCACAAGGAGACGCUGUUGCAGGGAUACGAGGGAAACCUGAGGAAGCUGCGCGAGUAUGAGCAGACGGCCGCGGCGCGCGCGGAAAAGGUGUCGGAUCUGGGUGAGGAGGUGGACAGGAGGAACGAGGAGAUUUCACUGCUUAGGCAGGCACUGGAGCAGACGCGGGCGCAGCUGGAAUCCGAGCAGCGCCUUGGCCGCAACCUUAAGCAACGCCGGGGGGUGGUGUUAACGCUGCAAGAGAAGCAACCUGCUGCCAGGUGCACACACAGCUGUGUACGCGAGGACAUCCACGGCAAGGCUGAGAGCAAACAAAGGGCUCUGGUGGAGCGACUCCGCAAGAGAGAGUACGAGGUGAGCGUGCUGAAGGGACAGAUCCGACAUGGAGCGAGCGCCGCCUCCACGCAGCACGCAGACGAGGCGUCCCUCUCCGCACCCCGCGGCUCACUCCACUCUCCCGGCCUCGCCGCUAACUGAUGGUGUGCCGGGAGGAGCGGUGAGUUCCGCUGGAGGAUCCGCCGCGUGGCCCGUGGCGAGGAGGGGAUGAGCAGCAACGCGGUCUGGAACCCAGGCUUCCCACACCGACCUCGAGUCUUCCUCUCCUUAUAUUCACCCCAGCGGAGCUAGGCUCUGCCUCUAGUCACGCCCCCUCGUGGAACCUUCCCGAUGGUUCGAGAACUUCUCUAUCCAACUCUGCCCGUCCUCCUUGGCCCAGAUAUUACCCCCCUUCGGAUUGGAUGCUGAUUACGUAAUGGUGCCUGUCCCCUUUACCCUCUGGCACCCCCUGGAUGGCGCUCAUUACAUAUUAUCACAACUCUGUAAUGUGAGGGAUGCACUAACAGUAACGCUUCCAACUUUUCUAAAUCACUUUUCAUUGCUUCCCUACAAAAGGCAACGCACAGUAAUUUUUGAGAUGGCGGAGAGAUUGAAGUUCGUUUUGAGGGAAUUGUGUCAAGAUGUUAGACGGCGAGAGUUCUAUUUCCUACAGCGGAGCCCGCGCCGAUGGUACGCAUUGGGUGAACUGCGCUGCCCCAUCCACUGUGCAACCCAGACCUGGAACCCACAGGUCUUCCGUCUGUUCGGGCCUUUAAAGGCUUGGCUGGCUGACCACGGACAACACUUUUACAAGUGACUGGUGCACGUGAUGCCCCUCACGAAUGGUUACACGAUGCACGCUGACGAUUUCCCUUUGCUUGCAUAGACAUUGACCCCGGUUCCAGAUUGGAAAAAAAAAGCAAAUUUGGCAAAUGUUCAUGACUUUGCAAUGAAUCAAGAAUCAGGUUUAAUGAAAAGUUAUUCUGGCAACAUGGUGCGUUAUAGUUAGGGUUUUUGCUCAGAUGUUGAUUAAAGAGAUGUGUUAAUGCUCUUGAUCUGUUAGCAUUACUUUGAAUAACAUAAUUAGCAUCAUCAUGAUGGUUAACAGAACAAUGUAAACGCUACUCUUACAGUUGGCACUUUGCUGCGACAUCACGUUGGUAGUGUGAAUGCGAACUUUUGAGCACAGUCGUGUGCCGGCUGCGAGAGCUUUUGAAUACCGGCAGAAGUCGCGUGUUGAUAUUGCUUGUCCAUGCCCUUACGAAUGGUAAUAAACUUCCUUAGCGUGUGUGUUAUUGCAUGCUCUAUGUUGUAAUUAUUUAAUGCCCACAGUUCAUUUCAUAUGGAACCGAGUUGUACUGAACGCCCGAUCCCCAAAUACGAAGGAGACGUCACAGUGAAACACUCCUCUGCUCUGGACACAGUUGUCUGGCUUGACCAC